Molecule: messenger RNA, 1523 nt
Organism: Lathyrus oleraceus (garden pea)
Lineage: Eukaryota; Viridiplantae; Streptophyta; Magnoliopsida; Fabales; Fabaceae
Product: protein SENSITIVE TO PROTON RHIZOTOXICITY 1
Exons: 1
Coding region: 172-1176 (334 amino acids)
Biological process (GO): response to acidic pH; response to aluminum ion
Source: RefSeq, a predicted model, not a curated record
CCGGCCACUAGUUAAGUCUUGAACUGAGUGCUCAUUCCCUGGGGUGGGGAUGCCUUCACCUUCUCUCUCUACUCGUAAUAGUAUCAAUUAUCUCCAUUUCUUUCCAUUUCUCUCGCUAUUUCUUUCCCUGCGACUCCUUUGAAUAUCCUUAGCCAAAGACUUACCAUAAACAUGUCUAAUCCGAACCUAGAUUCACAUCACCCGCAGCAAGAUCCUAAUAGCAACGCCGACCCUCAGGUUCCGCUUCGGAACCUAUCCCUGGUUCGGACCAGAAUCGAUUCUCUACGAACAUUUCUCUCCCAAUCCAUCAACACCAACACUCCCUUCACCAACGAUCAAAUAACCGUCGUCUCCAACCAGAUCGCCUCCGCCAUCAACCACACCAUAGUCAACGCCGCCGCACUUGUCUCUUACUCUCAAAAUCUCACUGUCCCCGCAGUCUCCGUCCUCCCACCGACCAAUCUCAGCCUCCGACCAGAACCACAUAUGCACGAUUCGAAAAUCGAACCACCUGACAACAACUAUGUCACAGUGGAUGACUCUGAUUCCGACUGCGAAAUCGUGGAGCUCGACGCUGUGGAAUUGCUCGCGCAACACCUCCAUUUCUGCGAGAUUUGCGGGAAAGGUUUCAAGCGCGACGCGAAUCUCCGGAUGCACAUGCGAGCGCACGGGAACAAGUUCAAGACGCCGGAAGCGUUGGCGAAGCCUUUAGACGGCAGCGCACGCCGCGGUUCGACGCGGUUCUCGUGUCCGUUCGAAGGAUGUAACAGAAACAAGAAACAUACGAAGUUCAAGGCGUUGAAAUCGGUGAUAUGUGUUAAGAAUCAUUUCAAGAGGAGUCAUUGUCCGAAGAUGUAUUCGUGUGAUCGGUGUCAUAAGAAGAAGUAUUCGGUGCUUUCGGAUUUGAAGAGCCAUAUGAGACAGUGUGGGGAGUGUAAGUGGAAGUGCUCAUGUGGGACCACCUUUUCUAGGAAGGAUAAAUUGUUUGGACAUAUUGGUCUGUUUGAGGGUCACAUGCCUGCUGUUGUUUUGGAAGAUGAGGAGAAAGGGAAACAAGUUAUGGUGCAGGAGAGUGAAGGGGAUUUGGAUUUGGAUAUGGAUGAAGAGUUCUUUGAUGGUUUUGGAUCUAUUGAUAACUAUUGUUUGAGGGAAGUUUUGGGAUUUUCUGAUAGCUAGCUAGUUUCACAGAAUGGUUUCUGGUGGGUUUUGUUACAUUGGAUUCAGACAUUACCCAAUUUGGGUAUUUUUCUAUUCUAGUAGGAUAUUUGUAUUAUUUGUAUUUAUGUCUUAGUUAGCUUUUGGUUCUACCAUGGCCAAAAUUGAUUUUGAUCGAGCAUGUCUUUAUGUUAGCGUUGGAUUUGUCGAUCACAGUGAGUCCCAUCACUUUGCCAAUUAUAGUUUGGGCAUGAUCACACUGAAUAAGGGAUGUGAUGAGACGCAAUAGAAGUAUUUUAGACUCUUGUUCAAUAGGGGUCCAUCUUGUAAAUUGAUUAGUAAUUUUAGUAAAAAGUGAGUUUAAAGGA